GUCGUCGUACGAGUGGGCCUUCAAUUGCCCUCCACCUUUUUCUCUCUCUCUCUCUCCAAACUUCUAUUAAUCGAGCACAACCACCCACUUCCCAUUUCCACAUCCACCAAAACCAACUAGCUAGCCAGGGACAAACAUGGCGUUCUCCAACGACGGCAGCGGCGGUGGCCGUUGGGUUAACACGAACAGCCUCGCCGUACAAGUGGUGAUGGGGCGGUGGUUCAUGGUGUUCGCCUCCUUCUUAAUCAUGUCGGCUGCCGGCGCCACCUACAUGUUUGGACUCUACUCCGACAACAUCAAGGAUUCCCUUGGCUAUGACCAAACCACCCUCAAUUUGCUCAGCUUUUUCAAGGACUUGGGUGCAAACGUCGGUGUUUUGUCCGGCUUAAUCAACGAGGUCACGCCUCCGUGGGUGGUUCUUUCUCUGGGCGCGGUGCUCAAUUUCUUCGGGUACUUCAUGAUUUGGCUUGCCGUCACGAAGAAAAUAUCCACACCCCAAGUGUGGCAAAUGUGCCUAUACAUAUGCAUAGGAGCAAAUUCCCAAGCCUUCGCCAACACUGGUGCUCUAGUCACGUGCGUCAAGAACUUCCCAGAGAGCCGCGGGGUCGUUCUGGGGCUCUUGAAGGGUUUCGUUGGACUCAGUGGAGCCAUCAUAACCCAGCUCUACCACGCUGUCUACGAUGACGACCCCAAGUCCCUCAUCCUCCUCAUCGCCUGGCUCCCGGCGGUGAUCUCCUUUGCUUUCCUCCGUACAAUUCGAAUCAUGAAAGUGAUCCGACAACCCAACGAGCUCAAAGUGUUUUACAAUUUCCUAUACAUAUCACUUGGACUUGCUGGAUUUCUCAUGAUUAUAAUUAUAGUACAGAACCAGGAAAAUUUUACUCAGGCAGAGUAUGGAAUAAGCGCGGCGGCAGUGUUCAUAUUGCUCUUUCUGCCGCUGGGGAUUGUGAUUAAAGAGGAAUCUGAUAUUCGGAAGGGGAAGAAAUUACAAGCGAUAACUGGAUCAGCAAAUCAGUUGAAAAUCUUAACUGAGAAGCCGAAUGGAGAAAUGGCGGCUCAACCGUAUCCGUCGUCAUCUGCCACCAAUGGUGCGGCAAUCACUGAAGUAGGAGCUCAAGCACUUCCCACCUCACAAAAGCAACGAGAAGCAGACUCCUGCUUCCAAAACGUGUUCCGCCCACCAAACAGGGGCGACGACUACACCAUCCUCCAAGCCCUCUUCAGCAUCGACAUGCUAAUCCUCUUCUUCACAACCAUCUGCGGCGUCGGCGGCACCCUCACCGCCAUCGACAACCUCGGCCAGAUCGGCAGGUCCCUCGACUACCCUAAAAAAUCCAUCUCCACCUUCAUCUCCCUCGUAUCCAUCUGGAACUACCUCGGCCGCGUCUUUUCCGGUUUCGCCUCCGAAAUCUUCCUCACCAAAUACAAAUUCCCCCGCCCCUUAUUCCUCACCCUCAUCCUCCUCUUGUCUUGCAUCGGCCACCUCUUAAUCGCCUUCGACAUCCCCAACGGCCUCUACAUUGCCUCAAUCAUCAUUGGAUUCUCCUUUGGUGCCCAAUGGCCGCUCCUUUUCGCAAUCAUAUCGGAGAUAUUCGGACUCAAGUAUUACUCGACCCUGUACAAUUUUGGAGCGGUGGCAAGCCCGAUUGGAGGGUAUAUACUGAAUGUUAGAGUUACAGGCUUUCUGUACGAUAGAGAGGGUAGGAGACAACUGGUGGCAUCGGGGGCUGAUAGGAAGGUAGGGGAGGACUUGAACUGCAAUGGGGUGCAUUGUUUCAAGUUAGCUUUUAUUAUUAUCACGGCGGUGACAGUUUUGGGGGCCCUUGUCUCGGUAAUUUUGGUGGUUAGGACUAGGAAGUUUUAUAGGAGUGAUAUUUAUAAAAAGUUUAGGGACGAGGCACGGGCGGCAGAGAUGGAGAUGGCGUUGGAUGGAGGUGGCGGGGAAGUGGUGACGGUGGCAGGCGGAGCUGGUGGCGGAACGGCGGGGGAGAGGAAAGGGGGGUAAUGGAGAUUGGUGGGUGGAAUGUUACGGCCAUAUAAUAAAGGGGUAGGUUGAUUAAUUAGCUAGAGGUACACAGAAUGAAGAGGCUAAAGUUGAGUUGAUAAACAGACCAUGACUUUGGAAUGGCAUUUAGUGAUGGAAUGAUGUCUUUCUUUCGCUGGCUUGAUGGAUGGCUCAUCUCUCCCUUUAGUAAUUGUCUCAUGUCUCUAAAAUGCAUACGAACGCAAGAUUUAUACAGAAAUUUCAUUCAGAUCGAUGACCAUGGCAGUAAUUGUUUUGUAAUUCUUGUCUCGAAUUGAAAUUGUGGAUAUAUUUGUAAGUUGUACGUGUGACAUUAAACGACAUAUAACUCGAGUUGGGAAAA
Messenger RNA from Rhododendron vialii, 2366 nucleotides. RefSeq names its product protein NUCLEAR FUSION DEFECTIVE 4-like. NCBI's taxonomy places the organism in Eukaryota, Viridiplantae, Streptophyta, Magnoliopsida, Ericales, Ericaceae. Gene Ontology annotation, molecular function: transmembrane transporter activity. The record is from RefSeq and is a predicted model, not a curated record. Gene Ontology annotation, cellular component: membrane. Gene Ontology annotation, biological process: transmembrane transport. Bases 137 to 2005 code for a protein of 622 amino acids. The transcript is spliced from 3 exons.